Messenger RNA from Phacochoerus africanus (Common warthog), 5745 nucleotides. It is a transcript of the gene GLI2, whose product is annotated as GLI family zinc finger 2. Bases 459 to 5114 code for a protein of 1551 amino acids. The transcript has 14 exons. NCBI's taxonomy places the organism in Eukaryota, Metazoa, Chordata, Mammalia, Artiodactyla, Suidae. Gene Ontology annotation, cellular component: nucleus. The record is from RefSeq and is a predicted model, not a curated record. Gene Ontology annotation, biological process: smoothened signaling pathway; regulation of transcription by RNA polymerase II. Gene Ontology annotation, molecular function: DNA-binding transcription factor activity, RNA polymerase II-specific; RNA polymerase II cis-regulatory region sequence-specific DNA binding.
GCGGGGGCGCUGCGCCGUGCGGACUGCUAGCUGGACUGCGGGAGUGCCGAAGCUCGCCAGCCGAGGCAGCACGGCUCCGCGGACUUUUUUUCAAACUCCCAUCAAUGAGUCUUCGAGGAGGAGCGGGAGGCGGCGGCGGCGGCGGACUCGGAGGAAGGCGCGGAGGAACCGUAGGAGCGGGAGGAAGGAGCGCGGCACGCCGGGGUCUUGGGGAGCUGCCCGGUCGCCGGCGGUAGGGGCUGCCGGCCCCCGGCCGCCUCUGGAUCCCCUCCCCUGCGUGUCCCGCCUCGCCCCGGCCGGACGGAGCCCCGGCACACGGCAGCCCGCGGCGGGACGCCACGCCAGCCAAGUUGGGAUGGGGGCCCACAGCCACCGCCCGGCGCCCCGGAGGCCACCUGCGUGCUAGAGGCAAACUUUUGUCUCCCUCGGGCUGCCACCCAGGACCAUGAGCGGCUAGGAUGGAGGCAUCUGCUUCAGUCCCGGCUGUGGAGAAGAAAGAAGCCAAGAGUGGGAUCCUGGAGGGCAUCGCUUUCCCCGAGCCGGGCAGGAAGGCCUCUGCCCUCGCGGUGGCCGCCGCAGUAGCUGCCCAAGGAGUUCCACAGCAUCUUCUGCCACCGUUCCACGCCCCCUUGCCGCUUGACAUGCGACACCAGGAGGGGAGGUACCAUUACGAGCCCCAUUCUGUCCACGGUGUACCCGGGCCUCCCGCCCUGAGCGGCAGCCCCGUCGUCUCAGACAUCUCAUUGAUCCGGCUCUCCCCACACCCCGCCGGCCCUGGGGAGUCCCCCUUCAACGCCCCCCACCCGUACGUGAGCCCCCACAUGGAGCAUUACCUCCGCGCCAUGCACGGCAGCCCCACGCUCCCUGCCAUCCCCGCGGCCAGGGGACUCAGCCCGGCAGACGUGGCCCACGAGCACCUUAAGGAGAGGGGGCUGUUUGGCCUCCCCGCUCCAGGCGCCAACGCCUCAGACUAUUACCACCAGAUGACCCUCAUGGCGGGCCACCCCACGCCCUAUGGGGACCUGCUGAUACAGAGCGGGGGUGCUGCCAGUGCACCGCAUCUCCACGACUACCUCAAUCCAGUGGACAUGUCGCGUUUCUCCAGCCCCCGGGUGACACCCCGCCUGAGCCGCAAGAGGGCGCUGUCCAUAUCCCCGCUCUCCGACGCCAGCCUGGACCUGCAGCGCAUGAUCCGAACCUCGCCAAACUCCCUGGUGGCCUACAUCAACAAUUCGCGCAGCAGCUCAGCCGCCAGUGGCUCCUAUGGCCAUCUGUCGGCCGGGGCCCUCAGCCCGGCCUUCACCUUCCCGCACCCCAUCAACCCCGUGGCCUACCAGCAGAUCCUGAGUCAGCAGAGGGGCCUGGGCUCGGCCUUCGGACACACACCACCCUUGAUCCAGCCCUCACCCACCUUCCUGGCCCAGCAGCCCUUGGCCGUGGCCUCCAUCAAUGCCACACCCACCCAGCUCAGCAGCAGCAGCAACUGUCUGAGCGACGCCAACCAGAACAAGCAGAGCAGCGAGUCAGCCGUGAGCAGCACCAUCAACCCCGUGGUCAUUCACAAGCGCAGCAAGGUCAAGACAGAGGCUGAGGGCCUGCGGCCAGCCUCCCCACUAACUCUGACACAGGAGCAGCUGGCUGACCUCAAGGAAGACCUGGACAGGGACGACUGUAAGCAGGAGGCCGAGGUGGUCAUCUAUGAGACCAACUGCCACUGGGAAGACUGCACCAAGGAAUACGACACCCAGGAGCAGCUGGUGCAUCACAUCAACAACGAGCACAUCCACGGGGAGAAGAAGGAGUUCGUGUGCCGCUGGCAGGCCUGCACGCGGGAGCAGAAGCCCUUCAAGGCGCAGUACAUGCUGGUGGUGCACAUGCGCAGACACACAGGCGAGAAGCCCCACAAGUGCACGUUCGAGGGCUGUUCCAAGGCCUACUCUCGCCUGGAGAACCUGAAGACGCACCUGCGGUCCCACACAGGAGAGAAGCCAUACGUGUGUGAGCACGAGGGCUGCAACAAGGCCUUCUCCAACGCCUCGGACCGCGCCAAGCAUCAGAACCGCACCCACUCAAACGAGAAACCCUACAUCUGCAAGAUCCCAGGCUGUACCAAGCGAUACACGGACCCCAGCUCACUCCGGAAACACGUGAAAACGGUCCAUGGCCCAGAUGCUCACGUCACCAAGAAGCAGCGCAAUGACGUGCACCUCCGCGCGCCCCUGCUCAGGGAGAACGGGGACAGCGAGGCUGGCGCCGAGCCCGGCCGGGGCUCCGAGGACAGCACCGAGGCCAGCAGCACCAGCCAGGCUGUGGAGGACUGCCUGCAUGUCAAAGCCAUCAAGACGGAGAGCUCCGGGCUGUGUCAGUCCAGCCCCGGGGCCCAAUCUUCCUGCAGCAGUGAGCCCUCACCCCUGGGCAGUGCCCCCAACAAUGACAGUGGCGUGGAGAUGCCGGGGACAGGGCCUGGGAGCCUGGCAGACCUGACUGCUCUGGACGACACACCACCAGGGGCCGAUGCCUCCGCCCUGGCCACCCCCUCUGCCGGUGGCCUGCAGCUGCGCAAACACAUGACCGCCAUGCACCGGUUCGAGCAGCUCAAGAAGGAGAAGCUCAAGUCGCUCAAGGAUUCCUGCUCAUGGGCCGGGCCAGCUCCACACACCCGGAACUCCAAGCUGCCUCCCCUCCCGGGAAGUGGCUCCAUGCUGGAAAACUUCAGCGGCGGGCCGGUGGGGCUGCUGCCCAACCCGCGACUGUCAGAGCUGUCCGCCAGCGAGGUGACUGUACUGAGCCACCUGCAGGAGCGCCGCGACAGCUCCACCAGCACGGUCAGCUCGGCCUACACCGUGAGCCGCCGCUCUUCCGGCAGCUCCCCCUACUUCUCCAGCCGCCGCUCCAGUGACGCCUCACCCCUGGGCCCUGGCCGCGCGAACCCUGCCAGUUCUGCAGACUCCUACGACCCCAUCUCCACCGAUGCGUCGCGGCGCUCCAGCGAGGCCAGCCAGUGCGGCGGUGCUGGUGGCCCAGGGCUGCUCCAGCUCACCCCCGCCCAGCAGUACAGCCUGCGGGCCAAAUACGCGGCAGCCACUGGUGGGCCACCCCCGACGCCGCUGCCCGGCCUGGAGCGCGCGAGCCUGCGGGCCAGGCUGGCGCUGCUGGAUGCUCCAGAGCGCGCGCCGCCCGCCGCCUGCCCGCGCCCAGUUGGGGUGGGGCUGCGGCGCGGCAGCGACGGGCCACACUAUGGCCCGACGGGAGUGGCGCCCACCUUCCCCCAUGAGGGCCCAGGCGGUGGGCUGCGGCGGGCCAGUGAUCCCGGGAGGCGGCCUGACGCCUUGGCACCCCCGCGGGUCCAGCGCUUCCACAGUGCCCACAACAUGGCCCCGGCUGCGCUGCCGCCAACGUGCACCCAGGGGCGAGGCCUCCGCCUGCAGGGCCACGCGAGCGCCGACGGCGGCCUGGCCCGCGGUGCCUACUCGCCCCGGCCGCCGAGCAUCAGCGAAGACCUGGUGAUGGAGGCCGUAGCGGCAGCGGCAGACAGCGCGGGCCCGGAGAUCAGUCUUGGGCUGCCAGAGGACGACCUCGUGCUUCCCGAUGACGUGGUGCAGUACAUCAAGGCGCGUGCAGGUGGCACUCUAGAGGAGAGCACCCCGCAAGUGUACGCCCCGGAAAGCACCUGCUUCCCUGAGAACCCCAAACUGCCCAGCCCAGGGCUGCCCAGCCAGCGCAGGAUAGCGGCCGCAGACUCCAACGUGGGCCCCUCCGCCCCUGCGCUGGGAAGCUGCCAGCUAGGCUACGGGGCCCCCUCCAGCCUGAACAAGAACAGCAUGCCUGUGCAGUGGAACGAGGUGAGCUCCGGCACCGUGGACGCCUUGGCCAGCCAGAUGAAGCCUCCUCCCUUCCCCCAGGGUAACCUGGCUGUUGUGCAGCAGAAGCCGGCCUUCAGCCAGUACCCAGGGUACAGUCCGCAAGGCCUGCAGCCAAGUCCUGGGGGCCUGGACAGCUCACAGCCACACCUUCAGCCCUGUGGUGGGGCCCCCUCAGCGCUCAGGGUGAAUUACAUGCACCAACUGCGGCAGCCAGGGGCAGGUGGCCAGUGUCCCAGCAUGACAGUGGCUGUGAGCCCCCACACCGGCUACAGCCAAGCCCAUCCCCAGCUGAGCCCCAGCACCAUGGGGGGGACCCUGAACCAGUUCCCCACCUCUUGCAGCAACAUGGCAGCCAAGCCAGGCCACCUGGGGUUCCCCCAGCAAAUGGAGGUGGCUCCUGACCCCACCAUGAUGGGCAGCAACAAUAGGGAACUUGGGAUCCCCAAUUCCACCCUGCCUGGGAUGCCACCCACUCAUGCUGCACAGAGCUACCCCCAGCAGAGCCAUCUCCUGGCAACCGCCAUGAGCCAGGAGGGCUACCGCCAAGGUCCCAGCCUUAUGCCUUCCCACCAGCCCAGCUUCAUGGAGCCCCAGCAGGGCACUAUGGGGGUGGCUGGAUCAAGCUUUGGCUUGGUACAACCCCGGCCACCACCGGAGCCCAGCCCUGCUGGCCGCCACCGUGGGGUGCGUGCUGGACAGCAGCUGGCUUAUGCCAGGGCGACUGGCCAUGCCAUGGCUGCUCUGUCAACCAACCAGGAGAUGGCAGAGUCUGUGCCCAAAGGUACCAUGUUGUCCCUCCCCCCCCAGCCCCCUGCACAGGACACAGGCGGGGCCCAGGACCACAGCAUGCUCUACUAUUACGGCCAGAUCCAUAUGUACGAGCAGAAUGGAGGCCUAGAGAGACAGGCAGGCUGCCAGGCCAUGCAGCCCCAGCCACCGCAGCCCCAGGCCUUGCCCUCGCCCGGGGUCAACCAGGUGUCUAGCACAGUGGACUCCCAGCUCCUGGAGGCCCCCCAGAUUGAUUUCGAUGCCAUUAUGGAUGACGGUGAUCAUUCCAGCUUGCUCUCGGGCGCCCUGAGCCCCGGCCUCCUCCACAGCCUCUCCCAGAGCUCCUCGCGCCUCACCACCCCUCGGAACUCCCUGACGCUGCCCUCCAUCCCCACGGGCAUCAGCAACAUGGCCGUCGGGGACAUGAGCUCCAUGCUCACGAGCCUGGCUGAGGAGAGCAAGUUCCUGAACAUGAUCACCUAAGGCCCCAGUGCCCGGUGCUGAGCAGACCCAGCGGGACCAUCGCCUCCCAGAGCAUGUGGCUUUGGUCCAUUUCAUUUUCCCCCCAAAAGUAUUAAAUAGGUCUGAGGGAGUUUGGCCAGUGGCUGGUUCAGACCGCAGAUGCUGCAAGGGCAGGUUGACGUGCUUCCUGUCUGGUCUUCUUUUAGAUGAUUUUUCCGAACUCUGGAAAAAAGUCUCAAUGGGAAAGGCAAGGCAGGAAUGGAAAACUCAUUACACAGUGCUUCCCAGCCUUUGGUGUUUAUGGGACCACCCUGUUCUGGCUUCGUCACCUCUGUCAUUUGGCAAGUGGGGGAUUACCUUGGCCAUGGGCUUUCCAAGUGCACGAGGAAUGAGGCGAGAGGAGCCACAUUUGGGGUUGGAUCUGAAAGCCACAUUGGAUAGUCUUCUAAUCCAGGAAGAUAAGCUUCUUAUUCUGGUGCUUGCAAGGUAAAGGAAUUCCUGGCCUUUUGAAAUUCUAUGAAGCUUAAUUCUUGAGGCCUCUAACAUCCCUUGCCAUGGAGGAGAAAAAAAAGAUUUUACUUGGACUGGCGUUCCCGUUGCGGCUUAGCAAGUUAAGAAUCCGACUAGCAUUCAUGAAGAUUCAGGUUCAAUC